Messenger RNA from Solanum pennellii, 1995 nucleotides. RefSeq names its product mediator of RNA polymerase II transcription subunit 27. Bases 354 to 1589 code for a protein of 411 amino acids. Gene Ontology annotation, molecular function: transcription coactivator activity. Gene Ontology annotation, biological process: regulation of transcription by RNA polymerase II. The record is from RefSeq and is a predicted model, not a curated record. Gene Ontology annotation, cellular component: mediator complex. Lineage: Eukaryota; Viridiplantae; Streptophyta; Magnoliopsida; Solanales; Solanaceae. The transcript has 2 exons.
UCAGACCCCCACGCGCCCCUCUUCUCCAUUCAGACCUAGAACGCAGCAGCCCUAAAAGACGAAGAACCCUAGUUCGGUGCGGCAUCUCUUCAUACACUACGCCGUGAUUAGCACGAUUUCUUGUACCGCUCAAAGAUUUUAGAAACUCUUCGAUGGUAUUGUGUUGUAAUUUACCAGAAACUGUGCCUCACUGCGAGUCUACGACCAGCGACAUUGCCUGACUUUCACGAUUUCUACUGACGGCUUUGCAAUAUAUCAGUAUCUCAGUCUUUUCUUCCAAGUUUCAACUGAACACCUCAUCCAUGGAGCAUAAUUGCCAAUAAUAAAACCUCCCAAGGUUCAGACUUGUAUAAAUGCAGCAAUCAACACUAUCAUCACACACGUCGGCGGUACAAGGAGCUUCAGCUGCGGAGUCCAAUGAGAUGAGUGGAGAUGCGCCGCCAAAGCAGGUGGCAAUGGCACUGGAGCGACUGGGGCAGGCGAGUCGACUCAUAGCUGAUAUUAGAAUUGGCGCAGAUCGGCUGUUGGAAGCCCUAUUUGUGUCAGCGCAGCGGCAACACUCUUCUAAACCUUUGCAUCUUAUCCACAAAGAAGAAGCUUCCAUGAGACAACACCUUCAAGAGCUUCGCUCUGUUGGAAGACAGUUAGAAGAUUCUGGUGUCCUCAAUGAUUCCCUCCGAUCACGAAGUAAUUCAUGGGGCCUCCACAUGCCUUUGGUUUGUCCUGAUGGUGCUGUUGUUGCAUAUGCAUGGAAGAGACAACUUGCUGGUCAGGCUGGUGCAUCUGCAGUUGAUAGGACCAGGUUAGCUCUCAAGGCCUUCAAUGGUCAGAAAAGACGAUUUUUCCCCCACCUUGAUACCAAUUAUGGUGGGGAGGGUGUGACAAAGAAACUUCGUGGUCCUCCAUCAAGUGAUCAAGAAGAAACUUGUGAACUGAAAUCAGUGUCUGAAGUUUUGACACAUCUGAAAAAGGAGGUCCCAAAUGUAAUAACAUUCUCUUACCGGCGUUUGGAUUGGUUGUUGCGAGCUACCUCAUUGCCCUCUUCGACCAGUGAAAAUUCUAUUGAAUUAUCGAAAGAGAAUACUUUCCAAAGCACGAGAACAUUAAGACAAGGAUCAUCUGAUGAUGAUGUUCCAGACAAGGUUGCCAUAAUCGAAUUGUUGAUUCCUUCUGUUUUUAGAGCCAUAGUAUCAGUUUCCCCUGCUGGUUCCUUGGAUCCCGACGCUGUAGCAUUCUUCUCGCCAAACGAGGGUGGUAGCUACAUACAUGCGAGGGGAUUCUCAGUUCAUCAUGUAUUUAGGCACAUCACGGAGCAUGCUGCUAUGGCUUUACAGCAUUUUACAGGUGUUGGUACUGAGUCACCCUUGCUUUCUUUGCUGUUAUGGGUUUGCAGCUAUCAGACUUUGUUCUCGAAAGGUUGCAGUAAGUGUAGCCGUCUACUAUCAAUGGACAAAGAGUCUGCUAUGCUACUGCCCCCUGUUAAUCGCCCUUACCGAAACUUUUCUGCUGGAAAAUUCUUGUCAAAAGAGGAGCCAAGUGUGGAUUCUAGUCAGUGUUUUCACAUCGACUGCUUUUCUGAGGAAGCAUAGGAAAUCAGCUUUCUGACACCAUUGUACAAAGAAAUUCCGAAUCUAUAGAUAGGCUCUCAACAUUUUGGACCUCUUUCCCACCAGACAGGUAACAACCAGCUUUUGUACUUCCGUUUUCUUGCAUUUAAACUAGUUUCGCUUGAUCUUGAAAAGUCGUAGUAAGAAAUGUGAAAUUUAUUCUCUGUUCAACAAAAAAUAGGACAAAGGUACCUCAUCCUCUUUGGUCAUUAUAAUGUAGUAUGUAGCCUGAGAGUGGUUGGUUAACGAUUUGGAUUGUAUUUGUAACACCAAACUUUAGAUUAGUUACGUUUAAGUUUCUUUUUGAGGUCUUUAAAAUCCUCCUAAAUCAAUGACAACUCUAUACUUGUGAUCUUUUCGGAAGUCACGAAGGUUAACAGAAAGUCAA